AUGGCAAGCGAACGUAUGUUUGAUGAGUCUAUUAUUAUUGAAGACUAUUUCGCUUCGCCCUUAAAAUCAGGGCAUGAAAACCCAACAACAACAACGGAGAAUAUUAACCUUGUUUGUCUAGGCAACGAAUUCUCUUGGGAGGGAACCUUAGACGGAUUGAAGGCAUUUAUACAAAAUGACUUGGAGCUUGAAGGAAAUUGGUCAUCGCCCGGCGGCGACGUGAAAGUUUAUACAGGUCCUAAAUACACCAUAAAGUGGCAUGGAAGAUCUAAAAAGAAGCUUAGGAUCGUUCGCGAUGAUAGUGACCAAAAUUUACGUAAGAAAUUAAAGGACCAAUCCGUUAAAACUUAUAAAGAGAAACCGUAUGACGAGCUACAAAGACAACCCGAAGGAAAUAUGGCGCCGACAAAAAGUAAAAAGCUAGAUGAUUCGUCAAGAGAUACCUGUCUUGAGCUAUCUUCCCACACCACGAAACAGCGAGAGGGGGAAAAGAAUGUGAUUAAAGCGAGGCCAUCUGAUGAAAACGGACAUAAAACCUGUGAUUUUCAGUGUUGUUGUAGGGAGCUUGCAGAUCAAGUCAAGCGUAUCGAAGGAGACAUAAAAUUACUUAAGAAUGGAGUGAAAACUCACGAGGCGAACGAAACACUACAAUGUUGUAUGGGCACUUGUAAGAACGAAGAGACUCGUCUGAGAGAUUACCUAGAGGCAGCAAAUGCCACCAUAAAAGACCUAACGGCAAAAGUCCAGAAUCUCGAAAGCGAAAAGUCCAGCUUAUUAACAACAAUUAAAAUAAUUCAGGAAGAUAAUUCCCAACGGGCGAAUAAUAUGCAUACUAAGAAAGAUCCCCAUAAAAAUCCGUGGGUUGAAGUGGAAAAUAAUAAGAAAAAGAAACGUAAACAAAAUGCGAAGCAGAAAGAGCAACAAAAUAAACCACCAAUAAGAUCUGAUGCUGAGAAAUUAGUUGCUAAAACAAACGUAGAUAUGCGGCAAGAAACCCGAAGCGCAUCACCAAAGACAGCUGGACCAAGCGAUCAGACCAAAAAUGAUGAGAACCUCGACCUUGAGGGAAGCCACCCAGGCACUAAGCCAACAAGAGUAAUAGUGGCGGGUGACUCCAUGGGUAAACAUGUCAACGGUUAUAAGAUGUCAACGAAAAGCACAAAAAUUCAAGUAUCUGCCUUCCCCGGAAGUACCACGUUAGAUAUGUCAGAUUAUAUAAAACCGAUAUUAAGAAAGAAACCCGAUAAGCUUAUUAUCCAUGUCGGCACAAAUUGCCUAAAAAGUCGUGAAAACUCGGAGCGCUGUGCGGAGGAGGUUAUUAAAUUGGGCGAAUCAGUAAAAAAAUGCAUACCAGAGACGGAGGUGGCAAUCUCGAGCUUAAUAACACGAUCUGAUGACGAGUUUCUAACACGCAAAGUCAGCGAUGUUAAUAAAGUCCUAAAACAAACCUGCAUUCAGAAACAUUGGAAAUAUAUCGAUCACACGAACAUCACACCCGAGGAUUUAAACCAAAGCAGAAUCCAUCUAAAUAAAGUGGGAACAAUCAAGAUGGCACGCAAUUUUACCGAUUUUAUUUAUAACAGGAAACAUUAGGACAACGCCGUGUGGGAGCCUGUAGCUAAUACUGAAAUACAGCCAAGUAUAGAUGACCAAUCGUCGAUAACCUUGGGUGAGUCAAACGAAUCAAAUUACUCAAAUAUCUCAUUAUAUAAUUUAGAAAAAAUACCAUUUCAUCGGGGCAUGUCUAUGGCAUGUUUGAAUAUAAAUAGUUUAUUUGCCCAUAUAGAUGAAUUACGAGUAUUUAUGAGUAAUAAUAAAGUAGACAUAUUAUGUAUUAAUGAGACCAAACUUGAUUCAUCAAUUAAUGACAAUGAAAUCCAUAUACCAAAUUUUGAAAUCAUUCGAAGAGAUCGGCGUACAAAUGGUCGUCACGGCGGCGGCAUUUGCAUUUACAUUAGAAGUAAUAUUAAUUACAAAAUACGACAUAAUCUACAAUCUGAAACUCUCGAAAAUCUAGUUGUAGAAAUUAAGAAACCACGAUCUAAGUCUAUCCUAGUUAGUACAUGGUAUAGACCUCCAGAUUUACCUACUAGUUAUUUUGCCGAAUUCGAGCAAAUGAUUGGAUCGUUCGAUGCUGAAAAUUUAGAGUAUUUUCUGCUUGGUGAUUUAAAUGUUGAUUUUACCCCAACAACUGAGUCACCGAGCAAGAAUAAAGUAAAAGAAAUACUUGAUAUAUACGAUGUCGAACAAUUAAUAAACGAACCGACAAGAAUUACUGCUACAUCUAGCACCCUGAUCGAUUUAUGCCUAACCAAUACACCUGUAAAUAUUGUGAAGUCUGGUGUCAUACACGUAUCUAUUAGUGACCAUUCAUUAAUAUAUAUGAUACGUAAGGCUAACUAUAUACGAGGGGGCCCCAGAACGAUAGAUGCUAGAACAAUGAAGAACUUCAACAGAGAAUUGUUUCUAAGCGACCUUGAACUAAACCAUUGGGAUAGUGUCUAUUGCUCCCAGGACCCUAACGAAAUGUUUGAUGUCUGGAAAAAAAUGCUCAUGAAAACCAUAAAUAAGCACGCACCACUUAGAUCCAGGAGAAUUAGAAAUAGAAAAUCUCCCUGGAUUACAAAAGAUUUAAGACGCCAGAUAUUUAACCGAGAUUACCUAAAAAAGAAAGCUGUUACAUCCAAUGAUCCUAAAAUCUGGCAUCAAUAUCGACAAACUCGAAAUCACAUUAAUAAUGAAAUUAAAAAAACUAAACAAGCUUAUUAUAAGAAUAAUCUUGAAUCGAGUAAAGGCAACAUAAAAAAAACAUGGAACCUUAUAAAUGAACUAAGCUCUAGAAAUGUAAGCAAAACUAAAAAGAUAUCACAAUUAGAUUUUGAAGAGCGAGAAAUAACUGCACCUGAAGAAAUAGCUGAAACAUUUAACAGCUACUUCUCAGGUAUUGGUGAAAAACUUGCUUCCGAUAUUCCUGCUCCUGUGCGUGAUCCAGUAUUUUAUCUUAAACCAACUGAUAAAUCUUUCUCUCUCAAAACUCCCUCCGUUAACACAGUUUAUCAACUGCUGACUACAUUAGAUGAUAAGAAGUCAGCUGGUUUGGACAAUAUACCAAACAAAUUCCUAAAGAUAGCUGCAAGUGUUAUUGCACCCUCGUUAACAGGAAUAUUCACUGCAUCUAUUAAUACCGGAAUAUUCCCGUAUGAAUGGAAGGCAAGCAGAGUAACGCCAGUAUUUAAGAGUGGCACAAGAAAUAACCCAGGCAACUAUCGGCCUAUAUCAAUUAUUCCAUGUGUUGCUAAAAUUUUUGAAAAAAUCAUUUUCGAUCAACUACAUGGGUAUCUUGAUUCAAAUAAUUUGCUGAACACAUGCCAAUCUGGAUUUCGACCGUUCCACAGUACCCUAACAGCGUUGCUAGAAGCCACAAGCGACUGGUCCAUGAAUAUUGACAAUGGCCUAAUUAACGGAGUUGUAUUUAUUGAUUUAAAGAAAGCUUUUGAUACGAUCGAUCAUCAAAUUAUCCUACAAAAGCUUAAAAAUUAUGGUAUUGACGAAAACAGUCUUACUUGGUUUCAUUCAUACCUCACUGAUAGAACUCAAAAGUGCCGGGUAAACGGUCAACUGUCAGAUUCUGUGCCAGUGGCCUGCGGUGCACCUCAAGGUAGCAGCCUAGGGCCAUUGCUAUUCCUCAUCUACAUUAAUGAUUUACCGAACUGUCUUGAUCAUACAACUGCAAGAAUGUUCGCAGAUGAUACAAGUAUUAGUUAUGCAUCCGACUCUGCCAAAGAGCUCCAAAAUGUCAUUAACACUGAAUUGAAAGGUCUAAGCGAUUGGCUAACCACUAAUAAACUAAGCUUAAAUAUUGUAAAAACAGAAUUCAUGGUAGUUGGAUCUAGACAGAGAAUAAAAACACUAAAUAAUGAAAUAGAUAUUGAGAUAAACGGUAAUAUGGUCAACCAAGUUACUUCGGUAAAAUCUCUGGGUGUCCAUCUUGAUAAUCACCUUAUGUGGUCUGAGCAUACUGACAAACUAUGUAAAAAAAUUGCUUCAGCCAUAGGGGCUUUAAAAC
This is a messenger RNA of Paramuricea clavata, 4066 nucleotides long. NCBI's taxonomy places the organism in Eukaryota, Metazoa, Cnidaria, Anthozoa, Malacalcyonacea, Plexauridae. The record is from the annotation of a GenBank genome assembly.